Messenger RNA from Ornithorhynchus anatinus (platypus), 2664 nucleotides. RefSeq names its product yippee like 5 (gene YPEL5). Bases 386 to 751 code for a protein of 121 amino acids. The record is from RefSeq and is a predicted model, not a curated record. The transcript has 4 exons. Lineage: Eukaryota; Metazoa; Chordata; Mammalia; Monotremata; Ornithorhynchidae.
AAAACAAUUUACUUGUGCUGCUCUUCACUGGGACCCAAACUCCAUCUAGUGGAUCACAGCUAAACCUGACAAGUAAAGGACCAGGGUGGCUCUGCAGGGGCUGUUUAAUUACAAUGAAUAACUUUCGGAGGGCAAAGGGAGAAAAUAACCGUGAAAUGCAUCAUUUAAUGGCCCUUUGGCAGGAUAGUAAGCCGUGAUUUUACUUGGAACACUCCUGGAGGAUGUGCAGCGGAAAGAAAAUGGUGUUUCUGUUUUCAGAGAGCAUUACUGGUACAGUUAAAGGAAAUGAUAGAGGAAAUUAACAAAUGUCUGGCAGCCUCCCUAAUUGUCAACAGGAGGAGGGAAAUGAUGUUCUUUUAGAGCUUGAAUUAAGCAACACUCCAAAAUGGGUAGAAUUUUUCUCGAUCACAUUGGCGGCACUCGCCUGUUUUCCUGUGCAAACUGUGACACGAUCCUGACCAACCGAUCGGAACUCAUCUCCACACGUUUUACUGGAGCCACCGGGAGAGCUUUUCUCUUUAACAAGGUAGUGAACCUGCAGUACAGUGAAGUUCAGGACCGGGUUAUGCUCACCGGCCGCCACAUGGUUCGAGACGUGAGCUGCAAAAACUGCAAUAGCAAACUAGGUUGGAUCUAUGAGUUUGCCACCGAAGACAGCCAGCGUUAUAAAGAGGGCCGCGUGAUCCUGGAACGGGCCCUGGUUCGAGAGAGCGAGGGCUUUGAGGAGCACGUGCCGUCCGAUAAUUCUUGAAGAGAAAGAGACUGUCAUCUCCUCCCAGGUUUCCUUCACUGAAUCAGAGAAAAAAAUUCUACUUACAUACACUGUCACCUUAGCAUCCGAUUCUGGUACACGAACUGUGAAACAGAGGUUGUGAGGAUUUGAUGGAACCUUUCUCUUUUUUUUUUUAUUUUAUAUUUUCCAUCCCCCACCUGUGUAUAGCAAGAAUACUAUGCAGAUGUCAUUACCUCUUUCCCUCUUCUACUUACAUCUUGAAAUCCAAUAGUGAAUCUGCUUGCUAUACAGUGGGCUGAAGGGAAAAAAGCUAGGAUUUGAGAGCAAAACUUUUUUUUUCCCCGCAUAAACUUGGAAGGGUGGUUUUGAAACUUCUUUUGGGGGGGGGGGGGCUUAAUUUAAAAAAACUUUUUAAGUGAUAACUUUCCCUGAUUUUGCUAGCUUAGAGUAAGGGAUCUGAAUUUGUGACCAGCGCUAAAAGGUUCAGUGUUAGUAUGGCUUGUGCUCGCCAUUGUGCCAUAUUCUUGUUGGGGUUGAACAGUAGCAAAGAGCCCACUCUUCCUUGUCAGUUUUGGCCCGAAGAUGUCAUCAUUCCCAGUUACGUCUCCACACGAUCGGUGUCGAUUGGAAACGUUUUUAGGAUGGGGCAGAACUACUUGGUUGUCUUUUAAUUUUUUUCCUGUAACUUAAGCAUAGAAGUAAUAUAAAAUAAAGUAAUCGGUGUACAUUUCUGGUCCUGUGUUGCUUUAACAGUCAAAAAAUUGUGAUGGGGAUUUGCUAAGUAAUUAUUGCAGCAACAAAGGUAUUUUUCUCUUCAUCUUUUAUGUUAAACGUGCCAAGAAUGAGGUUACUGAAAAUGUUGUGAUUAAAUUUGUUUUGAAACCCAUGAUGCUCUAGUCAAAAAACAAUCCAAGAGGAAACUGGCAUCACUUGUUCCUGCAGAAAGGAUGUAAUUUGCAUCUGUUUAAAAAAGAAGGGGAAGACAGAUUUAAACACCCUGUCUUCGAGCACGGCUACAUUUAGUAGAUUUUGCCACAUCCCCGUUUCUGCUGUGCGUUCUCCCUCUGGCAGGACUUUCCAACCUGUGCUUCGGCUAGCGGUGCAGACCCAGCCGAUCCAUUUAUUAGAAACGAAUUAUUCCCCUGGGAAAAUCAACUGUUUUAAAUCAGAACUUCAUGUGAUAUCGAGACGCUGGUGGUAUUUAUCGAGCACUCGUGUGUAGAGCAUUGCUUUGGAGAGUACACUACAAUAGAGUUUUACUGAAGGUCUUGAUACUGGGGACCAGAUUUGCAUUAAUCCACAGCUGCUGUCUUACACAUUCCAAAAAGCUCAUGUUUUUGCCCCUGGCUCCAUAAAGGUAGACUGUCUUGUCAAUAGUCAAAAAAUCCAUUGAAUCCCUGGUGUAUCUGCAUAGAAUAAAGACAGACCUUGUGCCUGUCCAAACCUCUAAUGGUCUUUAACUGGUCUGAAUGAGCUUUGUUGUGGGCAGGGACCUGUCUAUCAACUUUGUUGUAGUGUAUUCUCCCAAACACCCAAUACAGUGUUUUGCACACCGUAAAUGCUCAAUAAAUAAGAGCGAUUGAUUGACCUGCAGGGCAGAGCCCGGUGGAUUUGAGCUCCUGGUUGGGUACUUCUGUCUCCCCUUAGGAUAAGGGCAGUAUUGUUACUGUUCGAAUUGGGACUUCUUUUCCUCGCGUCUCCAUUGACACAUUUUGGAAAUAUUUAAAACCCAUUCGUUACCACAUGGGUCUCUUGCAAACUUAAAAUCAGAGUGGCAUGUUUCAGCUGCAGCAUUGUAAACUUUUGCUAGUAGAAUGUAAUAAAGUAAUAUGCUUAGCCCUAUGUUGAUACCUUCCUGCUACCUUGUUUGCCCGGCCUUUAAUAUGCCGCUGUACCAUUUUGUCCUGAUAAAGUCCGUUGCAACCUAUAAA